AUGCCGCCGAUGCAGGGUCCCAACGGAUCCUCCGCAUUUGCCGAUGCGACAGCCCAACAAUCGCCGUACGGCGCUCCUCCGCCUUUAGCGCUUCAGCGAUCAACGAGCCACGAUGACGGCACUGCCAGGCGGCCGUCGAGUGCGCCUGGAAACAAGCAGAAUCUCUCUGCCGGUUUCUCUGCUGGCGAACAUUCGGAUUCGGACCGACCGAAGCGGCCAUCCAUGAAGCCGCUCCUCAUGCGAUCAAAGAGCGAGUAUGGAGUCAACCGCUCCGAGGAAGUCGACCACUCCGAGGACGAUAUUCCGCAUUGGGGCGCCAGACACGGUUUCGAUGAAUAUCAUGAGUCGCCGGAAAUCCUGGCCCAGAUAGCGAAUUCUCUGUCUGCGCGCAUUGCGCAAAGAAAGGAGACUUGCGAUUUACCACUCGGCCUGUACGCCAUGACCAAGUACUGUUGUUCGAGUCCCAAUCCUGGGGGCGGCGCGGGGCAUAAUCUCAUCCAGGUCAAGGUCUACAUUCCAUCCUGUCUGAGCCUCUAG
Messenger RNA from Colletotrichum spaethianum, 537 nucleotides. RefSeq lists its product as uncharacterized. The record is from RefSeq and is a predicted model, not a curated record. NCBI's taxonomy places the organism in Eukaryota, Fungi, Ascomycota, Sordariomycetes, Glomerellales, Glomerellaceae. The transcript has 2 exons. The coding region runs from base 1 to 537 and encodes 178 amino acids.